GCCAGAAAGAAGACAAGAUAUUGGCAACACUACUGAUCGCACAGUCGUCUUUUUAAACUAUAAUGGAUUUAUCCAGUAGAAUGGAAAAUCCAGCGAGUUAUAAACUCAGUCAACACAUAAGAUUAAGACCAGGAGCUAAAGCUGGAUUAUGGUGUGCUUUAAUACUCCCACUUUCCAUGAUCUUAUCUUGUUUAAAAUACCAGGAAUUGGUAUCUAGAAGCUAUGUGUUAGCUACAGCUUCUGCAGCAAUGUCAUGCAUCUACUUAUUCAUGAACCUGUAUGGUACUGUAAAGUCAAUCAUCACCCAUGCAAUUGUGAUAGCCAUGGCUAUCUAUGGCUGUUUGGUAGCAGGGCUUGAUCUAAUAACUGUGAUUUAUUGGACAAGUCUUCUAAUAAUCAUCAAUAUACCAAGUUAUACAUUAUUAUGUAAACUCCUUGAGCGAUUUCCGUGUAGCUUCUCAAUUGGUGAAGCAAUGCUUGUUGUUCAGGGUACAAGUGUUUUUGUUUUUGUUACAAUAUCAAAUUGCCUGUUGAAUAGCAGUAACCUCAGCACUGUGUUUUGUCAGAUUGUUCUUUUCAGCGUUGGAAUUUUUCUUCUGGGGACUGAUAUGAUUCCACAAUUCCAACAACUCUUAACUUUCAGUAUACUGUUUCUCACAGUGAUUGGAACUUUGACAUUACCUGUCCUAUUUUUGGUCCUCAAGAAAAACCCUGUUGUUUGGUUUUUGUUAGAUUUUGUUUUUCUAAAAUCAACAAGGGUGUAUCUAAUUAUAUAUUGGUUUGCUUGCACUCUGUUGGCACUAAUAAUUGCAUGGCGCUUCGGUAGUGGAUCUUCGGUGAAGUUAACAGUCCUUCGCAAAUAUUUUCACGGUGUCAUAAUCGCCGUUUUUUUGCCUGGAAUUUUCUAUGAUGUGCAACUACUCUUUGUGGCCUCCGUAAUAAUUUUGGCUGCGUUUCUUCUUUUGGAAGCGUCUCGCCUUCACAAUCUGGAUUACGUGGCGGAACUUCUGAACAAGAAUAUGAUUGGAUUCCUGGAUGAAAAGGACCAAGGAACCUUAAUACUUACGCAUAUUUACUUACUGAUUGGCUGUUCGUUGCCAAUCUGGAUAUUUCCUCUCACAUCGGCAACGGACGCAACAGACUACCUACUUUUAUGUUCUGGUAUAAUUUCACUUGGAAUAGGAGAUACAGCUGCGAGCAUUGGCGGAACAUUGUGGGGAAAAACUAAACUGCCUGGAAGCUCGAAAAGCAUCGAAGGAACAAUUUGCUCCAUUAUGGCAGAAGUUCUUUUCAUACUUGCCUUGUUCUAUUUCGGUAUGUUUGGAGUAUCUUCUCAUUUACCGUGGUUCAGCUUUAUCGUUUCUUCAAUAGUCACUUCGCUUGUCGAAGCUUGUACGUCUCAAGUUGAUAACCUGGUUUUGCCAUUGGUCAUGUACAUCGUUUUUAUAAUCUAGUAUAAUUUUUUACUUGUG
Molecule: messenger RNA, 1472 nt
Organism: Daphnia carinata
Lineage: Eukaryota; Metazoa; Arthropoda; Branchiopoda; Diplostraca; Daphniidae
Gene: Dolk
Product: dolichol kinase-like
Exons: 5
Coding region: 63-1454 (463 amino acids)
Biological process (GO): dolichyl monophosphate biosynthetic process
Cellular component (GO): endoplasmic reticulum membrane
Molecular function (GO): dolichol kinase activity
Source: RefSeq, a predicted model, not a curated record